Zygosaccharomyces rouxii is the source of this 2652-nucleotide messenger RNA. It is a transcript of the gene KSP1, whose product is annotated as putative serine/threonine protein kinase KSP1. Gene Ontology annotation, cellular component: cytoplasm; autophagosome. Lineage: Eukaryota; Fungi; Ascomycota; Saccharomycetes; Saccharomycetales; Saccharomycetaceae. Gene Ontology annotation, biological process: protein autophosphorylation; autophagy; autophagosome organization. The record is from RefSeq and is a predicted model, not a curated record. The coding region runs from base 1 to 2652 and encodes 883 amino acids. The transcript has a single exon. Gene Ontology annotation, molecular function: protein serine/threonine kinase activity; ATP binding.
AUGACCUUAGAUUAUGAAGUUUACAAGGAAGGAGGUAUUCUUAACGAUAGAUAUCAAAAGGUCGAAGAUAUUAGUGAAGGUUCAUAUGGAUUCGUUUCGUUAGCCAAGGAUACACAUAAGAAAAAAUUGGUAGCCGUAAAGCACUUCUUUAAGAUAGAGGAUAAGGAUGAAGGAGAAGAGGAUCGUAAAGAGAAUGAUAAAAAAAAUGAUGAUAGGAAGAGUCUUUGUUAUGAAGCAAUCUGUGAAAUAGAUAUACAAACGAAAUUGGGUAAUGAACACAGAAAUAUCGUAAAACUUUUGGAUCAUUUCGAUUCUUAUAUCGUUUUGGAAUAUUGCUCAGGUGGUGAUCUUUACGAGGCAAUUAAAGGUGGAUUAGUUCCAAGAAAAACUAAAAAGAUUACGUAUAUCCUACAACAAAUGAUCGAUGCUAUUGAAUUCUGCCAUAGCAAAGGUGUCUAUCACAGAGAUAUCAAACCCGAAAAUGUUCUAAUCACAAAUUUAUUUGAGUGGACCAUAAAAUUAAGUGACUGGGGAUUAGCAACUACUGAUAAGACCUCAAUCGAUCGUAACGUUGGUUCGGAAAGAUAUAUGGCUCCUGAAUUAUUUGAAAGUAAUUUGGAUAUUGGAGAACGUAAGGAACCAUAUUCAUGUGCUAAAGUGGAUGUUUGGUCAUUGGGGAUUGUUUUCCUUAAUACAGUUUUCUCUAAGAAUCCGUUUAGUGUUGCUAAUCAAACAGAUAAGGCUUUUUGCUAUUUUGCUGCUAAUCGAGAGGCACUAUUUGAUGUCUUCUCUACAAUGAGUUUAGAUUUCUUCCAAGUAUUACGUUAUUCCUUGACCAUUGAUCCAACUAAUCGUGAUUUACAAAAGAUGAGGCAGGAAUUAUUAAACCUCUCAGAAUACACUUUGGAUGAUGAAUACUACAAUUCAUUGGAUGAUGACUUGGCAGUAGAGGAAGAGCCACCUUCUGUUGCAAUACCACCUUCAUCUGCACCUGCACCUGCACCUGUCUCAUUAUUGACACCUGCAUCGUCAGCUGAACACAAGAAACAUAUUGAAAAACGUCGUGCAAGUGAUGUUAAAGAGAUUACACCAAUUUCUGAUGAAAGGGCUAAAGAUGUUCAAAGACAAGAUGGUAGAGCUAAGAGUGUACCUAAAUUUAAAUUCCAGAAGAAAUCGCAUCCAUCAAUGGGGAAGACUACAGAGGCUAAACCAAUCAAGUAUAACCAGAAGAAUCAUUACAACUUUGGUAGAUCUAAUAACAAUUUCUACCAUACAAGGAGAAAGCCCAUUAAAGAUUCUAGAAAACCUUUAGGUAUCCCGACUCCAAAUACUCAUAUCAACAACUUCUUUGACGAUUAUCGAAAGGCUCGUAAUAACAAUAACUAUCAUAGCAACAACUACGCUAGAAGUAGCAAUAGCUACCACAAUGGUUCAGAUUGGCAUAGUAACGGAUUUAACACCAGGGAUUUUUUUACACCACCCAGUGUUCAUAACAGAUACAUGGAAGGUAUCUUUUCUAAUGGAAAGAAACAUGGUCAUUAUAAUAACAACAACAAUAGACAAAGACGUUCUAGCUUUUCACAAAGCAGCAAUAAUAACGUCAGAAAUUUUCUACGGGCUACAUCACCAGGGAGACAUUCACCAGGCAAAUAUAUCCCACCAAAUGCUAGAAACCAUCACAACUGGUCAUUAGAUUCAGAGCCACCAAAUACCAAUACUUAUCACGAGCAGUUCACCAAGAGUGGUAGCGAUAGUAGUAGCGGUGGCGGAAAUGGUGCCAACGACAUGGAUGACGUGUUAUUUACCCUGGAGGAAAAUGACAACGAUUUCGUUAACGAUUUGGAUAGUUUGUCACUUCAUGACUCUAACCAAGGUAAGGCAUCAACACCUACUGAACUACAAAGGCCAACUUCAGCUGAUAUGCCUACAGUUCAAGUCACAGGUGAAAACGAUGAUUUACCAGAUCUGUUGAAAUCCCCCGCUCCUGAACCCCAUCAAGGUCUUUAUCCAACGACUGGUGGAUUGAACAAUUUUUUGAAACCCCUUGCCGGUAAUGGGAAUGAGGAUAGUGGCCAUAGCGAUAGUGAUAGUAAUAGGAAUGUUAAUUACGAAACUAACAAUCCAAUUCCCCAACAGACAAAACCCCCACGUAAAUCAUCGGAAUCUGAUAGCAAGUACAAGGCCGGUGUUUACAUUCCACCUCAUCACAGGAGAAAUUCUGUAUCUAAUCCCGUAGCUAAUGAAGCUACAUUGUCUGUUACGAACAAUUCUUUAAAUUAUUCUACUUCAUUUCAAGCAAGGCGUCAAUCAGGUGGUAAUAGUUAUCGUCAUAGACCAUUCAUACCACCAAUGAAUAAUAACCAUUCAGACUUCACCACUGCAGUGCAAGAUAACGAUAUCUUUGCUCAAACCAGCAGUGAUGCCUUACUUUUUGAAGAUGAUGAUGUACCAACUCGAACUUUGCCAAGAUUCAAUGCUAACCAUCCUGGUGAAAGAUCGAUGUUUGGACCUUAUGAAAUUUACGAUAAUGGUGCAUUACCGUUGGGUAAAGCUCGCGCCGGUCGUAAGUCUAGCACAUUCCAAGAAGAAGCAGUGGGAUCUUUGGAACAGUACAAAAAUAAUUGGUUAAUUCUUCAACAACAACAGGAUUAA